Molecule: messenger RNA, 682 nt
Organism: Raphanus sativus (radish)
Lineage: Eukaryota; Viridiplantae; Streptophyta; Magnoliopsida; Brassicales; Brassicaceae
Exons: 4
Coding region: 96-485 (129 amino acids)
Biological process (GO): endoplasmic reticulum to Golgi vesicle-mediated transport; intracellular protein transport
Cellular component (GO): endoplasmic reticulum membrane; endoplasmic reticulum
Source: RefSeq, a predicted model, not a curated record
AAAAGUCAAAAGACACAUUGCAAACGGCGUAGAUACGUGUCCGAACGCGCGCAGAAUCCAGAUCAUCAGGUAAGAGAGCGAGAUCGAAGAAGAAGAUGGCAUUGCAAUGGCUGAUUCUAUCGUAUGUAGUUGCUGCGGAGGUCGUGAUCGCCGUCAUCUUGACACUCCCUUACCCGAUGCUCGUGAAGAAACGAAUCGUAUCACUUGUCUCGCUCAUACUCCAGCCUGCCGCCUCCAUCGUCGCCUUCGCUGGAUUUCAACUCCUCGAUCUUUACUGGAAGAAUGAGCAUAGACUAAUGUGCUCCUCUGAGGUUUGCACUGCUACAGAACGUGAUCGCUACGAGAAAUCUAUCUACAAGGCUCAGCGGAAUGUGGUUCUCUGUGCGGCUGGGAUCCUUCUUUACUGGUGUAUUUAUCGCAUCUGCAAGUACAACAAAGACCUUGAGCAUUUGGAGGAACUAGAGAAGAGAUGCAAGGCAGAGUAGUAGUCCUCCUCAUAAUCUGGUUCUUCUGUUAUAGAUAUUACUUCGGCUUGUGAGUAGUCCCAAAAACUGAAACAAGACCAGGAUGUAUCUAGAUAAAUCUUUGCACAGACCUUGUUUUGUGUUUAUUCCUCUUCAAACUUUGUGUUACUUUUCUUGAAACAACUCUUAUUUUAUUUCAUGUCCCUAAUUGACAUUUA